CUUAUCGAUAGAUCCGUGAGAACCCUUUCCAAAAAGUAAACAAACAAAAACCGGUCUUAAUUGUAUCUUUUUCGUAUAGAACAAUCUGUUCAUAGUUACUUUAAGGAGCUUUUAAGGAGUAAAUACCGUCUACUUAUUAGAUUGUCCAGGACUCUAGGUGCCAAGAAAUUUUACAGUUAACAAAGCUGUUUGAGAAAUCAACAGGCGCGAUCGUGGGUCCUUCAAUCAUUAAAUUUGUAUCUUGGAUGUAAUAAGUGCGAUCGUCACGCAACCGCUGGGCUCAAAAAUCUGAAUUUUGGCAUUGGUGAUUAAUUUAUAACUCUACGAAAUGGACGAUAACGGCGAAUUGAUACUCAACUCCGAUUGUUUUUUGGAGAUUAUGAAUUAUGUAAUCUCUGAUUGCAACUUGAAAAACCAAAAUGUCGAAAAGGGUACUUUAAGGUAUGAUGAUUUAAUCAACUUUGUGCUGUCCCAUGAAUUUAUCCUGGAAUUGCUUGCGGUGCAUCACAAACGUUUGUACCAAGAUCUGGAGUUCGCCCUUGUUUGCAGAAUCAUAAAGCUGCUGAUAGAUCUGCGCAUCAAUAAGUUAUCAAACCAACAAAGUGAAUGUUUCUGGAAACCCUAUCUAGAAUCUGUUAGGGAGAGAAAUGCUUUCAAUGUAGAACUAUUUUUUGACCACCACAAAAAUAAGACGGAUGAAGUAUGUGUAAACAUAACUAUAAGAGGCAUGUCAUCGAACCUUACAAACCUCGAAAUGUUAAAGUUAGACGGUAGUAUUACUGCAAACGCCUUAGCUGACAUCUGUAUCUUUAUCCCAAAUUUGAGAAAGUUGGCCUUCGAACGCAUUGAAAUAGAUGGAGAUCUUUCCAUUAUCGCACCGCAUUGCGCAAAUCUUGAGGAGCUAAAAAUUAAGUUUAACACGGAAGGCGGAGCUGCCCAAUAUGCACCGCUAGCACAUUUGCCCAAUUUAAAAAACUUUUUUAUUACUGGAAUCUAUGAGAGCGGUUCGGAAUUGAAAUUUUUUAAAAAUUUUGUCCAAUUGCACAGACCUAGAAAUCUACGACCAUUAAUACUUACCAUCGAAGAUUCUUUGUUCCAUAAAGGCAAUAAACAUAGGUCUAUAACUCUUGCUGCUCUUGACUCAUUAAGAUAUAUGGAAAUAUAUUUCUUAUAUUUUGAUGAUGAAUAUCAUCAUAAAAUCGCAUUUGAUUUAUGUGAAAUAUCGGAAGGCAGCUGUUUAACAGAGGAUUUUCUCAUAACCAUACCUGUAACGGAACUACUAAGAAUAAAGUUUGACAGGUAUAAAGGAGAACUGGAGUUAAAGCUUCAUUGGUCUACGGACAUUAGUCAAUUGGGUCCAUUAUCAAAGCUGCCCAAUCUCAGUCGGUUGGUCGUACUUAAUAAAUGUACUGGUUUAGAUCAUCCCGAAUCAAUGGCAAAAUUCCUUCAAUCAAUGGUCCCAAAAGGGUCGUUUUCUUUGAAAUCCUGCAAAAUGCACUACGGACCAAUAGAUGAAUUAGAGACAAUAGAAAUUGCGAAAAUAAAGUCAAUUCGGUAUCUGGGGUGCCAUGUCUGGAAAUGGAACUCAAUUAAAUUUUUAAGUCAAUUGCCUAACCUGCAACACCUGGUUAUCAAUGUUUGCGAUUCUAUUGAUUCCUAUGACUCAAAUAUACUACUUGAUCUUCUAAAUACAUGUCAGGUGCAAGCUACCAUAAUGUGCAACAGAUUUAGCAUUACUAUAAACAAGGUUGAAAAAAAUCUUGAGAUUAAAAUGAAAAGAGAUUUUCAGGUUGAUAUGCUGAGUUUCCUGGCUCAACUUAGCGUUAACACCCUGCAGAUCUCCGGGGAAUCGGAUCCUGCAUCCCUUAACCCAUUUCUUGACGCCUUUGUCACCAGCAAUUUGUGUACAAUUCAAGAAUUGGAUAUAUCUGAAUUAGAAUAUGAUGUGCAAGAACUUUUUGGAGAAAAAUACAGUUUUAGACAUAUUUCCAAAGUGGCCGAAAUUCAAAGCAUUAAGAAACUAAAAUGCUCCUUGUCAGACACAACUGGUACUGAGAAAUUGGGUCAACUGAAUAACCUCGAGGAAUUGGUCAUUUCGGCUAAGGGAUCUCUUGAUUUUCUUUUUAUAAAACUGGCUGAAAAAAAUACAAUUCGAAGAAUUUCAUGUAAAAAUUUCGAUCCCAAAUAUGUUGUACACGUUUCCAGAAUAAGGUCUCUGGAAAAACUGAUGUGCCUUUCUCCCACCAAUCUCAACUUACAGUCCUGUAUAGAUCUAGCUAACUCGAGCAUUGAGGAAUUAUAUUUGGACUCACAAAGUCAUUGUGUACAAGAACUUCUUUCCGCAUUUUCUUCAAAUAGAACUACUAAACUUAAGCAGCUUCACGUGUUCAAAUUCGACAUCUCACAAAUGGCUGAAGUUAAGGAACUAACAUGUCUAAAAAGAUUGCUUGUCGAAUAUUUUAGUUCGGAAUGUGGGCCAACAUUAAAUAAAUUUUCACAAUUGGAAUAUCUAGCCAUUAACAAAUUGUAUAAUUGUCAAUCUAAUGUUGCCAUUAACACAUUGAAUGAUUUGACCCUUCAUUCACUACCUUUGACUCUUCAGAAACUGAACUUAAAUUUGUAUAUUGGCGUUGGUGAAUGCAAGUAUUUGGUUGAACUUAAAAAAUUAGAAGCUUUAGAAUGCUCAUUUCGCGAUGAGCCAGGCAUAGAAAUUUUGGCAAAUAUGCAAAGCCUAAAGAAAUUAACUAUCAAUGCUGCCAAAGGUUCUCUUAGUGAACUUUUCCGGGCUUUUGUUCUUAAGUCAAACUUACAAGAACUACAUGCAUGGUCACAUUUGUGUUCAGAUGACAUCCGCGAAAUAUCGAAAAUCAAAUCGUUAACAAACUUAAGUAUUUGGUACCAAAUAAAAUGUGAUAAUUUAACAGACCUUGGAGAACUAUUUGAACUUAAAUCACUCCAUAUAAAUCGACGUUACUGGGGGAGAGUCGAUAUUGAAAGCGUAUUGCCGAUUUUUAAAUCGUGUCAAAAGCUCCAGUGUGCCGAAUUGAAAGGAGAGGCAGUGGCUACAAACCUUGCAAGCAGAAUAAACCAAAUUCUAAAACCCAUACGGGAUCCUGCACUUCAAGGGCCCUUAAAACUUUGUAUAAUUGAAUACUCCCCUUUUCCGAACAUUCAUGUGGACGACAUUGAUGAGGCAUAUUUAAACGUUUCCUACUCAUACAAAACUCCCGACUCUGGUUAUUGUACAGAAUUUUUUUCUGAAAGACGAGAUUCCGUUGAUUCUCAAACCUUUAAUUAUGCGGAUAAAAAAGAAGAAGACUACUUUUAGAUAUUAGAUAAGACUCGCGUUCAAUAUAUGGAAUGUUUUGUUUACUUUUUGUUGUACAUAUUAUAAAAUUUCAUAAUAUUUGAUAGGCUACAAA
Drosophila suzukii is the source of this 3422-nucleotide messenger RNA. The record is from RefSeq and is a predicted model, not a curated record. Lineage: Eukaryota; Metazoa; Arthropoda; Insecta; Diptera; Drosophilidae.